ACUGGCGGUUCGUUGCGCCGGGAACUUUUGUCCCCUCCGCGGAUGAUUCUGGGGAAUGUCGAUCGGCCGUGGGCGGUGCACUGGGUCCGUCCCGCGGUAGCCUCAGGUCUGAGGGCGACUCCCCGGCUCAGGGACGAUUCUGGGCAGUGUCGUUGCCGGAGGUCGGCGGCCGUUGCCCGCUCACCAGCGACGCGGGGCGUCAGGUCCGCAGAGGUGCGGGCUCGGGGCGCCUGCAGGGACUGUGAGGCCCUGCUGAGGACUCCGGCCAGUGACACGGCCCAUCUCCAAGAUAAGAGCCUAGAAAGAGGACUCUGUUGGCCACUGGAAAUUGCAGAGUAAUGCCUCAGCUUCAGUACCCAGAGUGUUACCUGGCACCAAAUAGAUGCUUAGUAAGUAAUUGUGGAGUGAAUAAGAUGAGUAAUGAAGAACUGGUGGGGCAGAAUCAUGGCAUGGAAGGUGAAGCUUGCACAGGAGAGGAUGUGACAUUUAGUGAUGUGGCUAUAGACUUCUCUCAUGAAGAGUGGGGAUGGCUCAAUUCUGCUCAGAGGGACUUAUACAAGGAUGUGAUGGUCCAGAAUUAUGAGAACCUUGUCUCUGUAGGUCUUUCCGUAACUAAGCCACAUGUGAUCACGUUAUUGGAGGAUGGAAAAGAGCCCUGGAUGAUGGAGAAAAAACUGUCAAAAGGUUUGAUUCCAGAUUGGGAAUCAAGAUGGGAAAACAAGGAAUUAUCAACAAAGAAGGAUAUUUAUGAUGAAGAUUCACCCCAAACAGUAAUAAUAGAAAAAGUUGUAAAACAAAGUUAUGAAUUUUCAAAUUCUAAGAAGAAUUUGGAAUAUACAGAGAAGUUGGAAGGGAAGCAUGGAAGUCAGGUAGAUCAUUUCAGACCAGCAAUUCUCACCUCUAGAGAAAGCCCCAUUGCAGACAGUGUUUACAAAUACAAUAUAUUUAGAAGCACCUUUCAUUCAAAGUCUACUCUUUCUGAACCACAAAAAAUUUCUGCUGAAGGGAAUUCAUACAAAUAUGAUAUAUUAAAGAAGAACUUACCAAAAAAGUCAGUUAUAAAAAAUGAGAAAGUCAAUGGUGGAAAGAAACUUUUGAAUUCUAAUAAAAGUGGGGCAGCCUUCAGCCAGGGCAAAUCUCUUGCCCUUCCCCAGACUUGUAAUAGAGAGAAAAUCUACACAUGCAGUGAAUGUGGGAAAGCCUUUGGCAAACAGUCAAUCCUCAAUCGCCAUUGGAGAAUUCAUACAGGAGAGAAGCCCUAUGAAUGUCGUGAAUGUGGGAAGACGUUUAGCCAUGGCUCAUCCCUUACACGACAUCUGAUAAGCCAUAGUGGAGAGAAACCUUACAAAUGUAUUGAAUGUGGGAAGGCCUUUAGCCAUGUCUCAUCACUUACUAACCAUCAGAGCACUCACACUGGAGAGAAACCAUAUGAAUGUAUGAACUGUGGAAAGUCUUUUAGUCGUGUGUCCCAUCUUAUUGAACAUCUAAGAAUUCAUACUCAAGAAAAACUCUAUGAGUGUCGUAUAUGUGGAAAGGCCUUCAUUCAUAGGUCAUCUCUCAUUCACCAUCAGAAAAUCCAUACUGGAGAGAAGCCUUAUGAAUGUAGAGAAUGUGGGAAAGCUUUCUGCUGUAGCUCACACCUUACUCGACAUCAAAGAAUUCACACUAUGGAGAAACAAUAUGAAUGCAACAAAUGCCUGAAAGUCUUUAGUAGCCUCUCAUUUCUUGUUCAGCAUCAGAGUAUUCAUACUGAAGAAAAACCCUUUGAAUGCCAGAAAUGCAGGAAAUCCUUCAACCAGCUUGAAUCACUGAAUAUGCAUUUGAGAAAUCACAUUAGAUUGAAACCCUAUGAAUGCAGUAUAUGUGGGAAAGCCUUCAGUCAUAGGUCAUCCCUGCUUCAGCAUCACAGAAUUCAUACUGGAGAGAAACCUUAUGAAUGUAUUAAAUGUGGGAAGACCUUCAGCUGUAGUUCAAACCUUACUGUACAUCAGAGAAUUCAUACUGGAGAAAAGCCAUAUAAAUGUAAUGAGUGUGGGAAAGCUUUUAGCAAAGGCUCAAAUCUUACUGCCCAUCAAAGAGUACAUAAUGGAGAGAAACCCAAUAGUGUGGUAAGUGUGGAAAAGCCUUUAGACCAUAUGAAUCACUAUACAUGUGAGAAAUCUUACAGAAGAGAAACUAUAUGAAGCAGUGUUUAUCAUGGUAAAUUUCAUUCCUAGAUUCUCCCUUAUUUAACAUUAGAAAAAUUUAUACUGGGGAAAGUCUUAUGAAUGUGGUGAAUAUAGGAAGACUUUUUAGCAAAGAUGCAGGCCAGUUUGUUUAUUAGACUUUAUACUGUAGAGAAAUCAUAUGAAGACCAUAAAUGUGGGAAAGCCUUUGUCAGUAUUAAUCCCUUAAUUGACAUAAGUAUACUCAUACUAGGAUAAAACCCUGUACCUGUAGCAAAUGUGGGAAAGACUAUAGGCAAUAGGAAUCUUUUACAAACUCCUACAGGAGAGAAGCUGUAUGGAUGUAGAAAAUUUAGAAAUUGAGGGAAGUCUUCAGUUCCAAGUGUAUCCUUUAUUCUACAGCAGAGAACUCAAAAUGGAGAGAAAUCUCAUUUAAGAGAUGUAGUAACGUGUUCACUAAGAGUGUUUAUCUUGCUACACAUCAGAAGAUUAAUGGUAGAACAACCUGAAGGAUUUAGGAGUUAUGUGUAAAUCUUUGCAGUCAUGCUAUUUGUAAACUGGAUUCUACAGGAGAGCAAAUAAACAUUAUAAUAAAAUAUGCAUUUCUCAGAGCAGUAGCUUGCAGUUUCAGUUGAGUUAUACUUAGAAAUUCUUUUUAGCUAGUGGGCAUGUGAAGAUAUUUAGUCACCCAGAGGAGCCAGUAAGUGUUAUAAUAUUGAAAAUUAAAGCUGCAAAAGAAAUAAAGUGAUGUUAAUAAAAGUUUUGGCAUCUAAUAAAAUAAUUGUGUAUAUCACAAA
Pongo pygmaeus (Bornean orangutan) is the source of this 2962-nucleotide messenger RNA. RefSeq names its product zinc finger protein 181. Gene Ontology annotation, biological process: regulation of DNA-templated transcription. The record is from RefSeq and is a predicted model, not a curated record. Gene Ontology annotation, molecular function: DNA-binding transcription factor activity, RNA polymerase II-specific; RNA polymerase II cis-regulatory region sequence-specific DNA binding. The transcript has 6 exons. NCBI's taxonomy places the organism in Eukaryota, Metazoa, Chordata, Mammalia, Primates, Hominidae. The coding region runs from base 339 to 2183 and encodes 614 amino acids.